ACAUAAUAAGUCUACUAUCGAUCAUUUUUUUGAUUGUACUAAUGAUUGAAUUUGUACUUGGAAAUUUUGCCAAUGGCUUCAUAGCCCUUGUGAACUUCAUUGACAGGGUCAAGAGACAAAAGAUACCCUCAGCUGAUCUAAUUCUUACUGCUCUGUCAGUGUCCAGAGUUGAUUUGCUCUGGGUAAUGUUAAUAAGUUGUUCUGCAACUGUGUUUAAUCCAGCUUUAUAUAGUAUAGAAGUAAGAAUUACUUUGCAUGCUGCCUGGAUAGUAACCAACCAUUUUCGCGUGUGGCUUGCUACUAGCCUCAGCAUGCUUUAUUUGCUCAAGAUUGCCAGUUUCUCCAACCUUAUUUUUCUUUACCUAAAGAAAAGAGUUAAGAGUGUUGUUCUGGUCGUACAGCUGGGGACUUUGGUGUUUUUGGUUUGUCAUCUUGUUGUGGCAAACAGAGAUGAGAGUGUGUGGAUAAAACAAUAUGAAGAAAACGCGACUUGGAAGAUCCAGUGGUGGAACAUUGCACACCGUUUGAAUAUGAUUUCAUUCACGCUAGCAAACUCCACACAAUUCACAAUAUCCCUUAUGUGUUUUCUGCUGUUAAUCGGUUCCCUGUGUAAACAUCUCAAGAAGAUGCAGCUCCAUGGUGAAGGAUCCCAAGAUCCCAGCACCCAGGUCCACAUAAAAGCUUUGCAAACUGUGAUCUCCUUUCUAUUGUUAUUUGCCAUUUACUUUCUGUCUGUAACUGUAGCAGUU
Molecule: messenger RNA, 749 nt
Organism: Galeopterus variegatus (Sunda flying lemur)
Lineage: Eukaryota; Metazoa; Chordata; Mammalia; Dermoptera; Cynocephalidae
Product: taste receptor type 2 member 30-like
Exons: 1
Biological process (GO): G protein-coupled receptor signaling pathway; sensory perception of taste; detection of chemical stimulus involved in sensory perception of bitter taste
Cellular component (GO): membrane
Molecular function (GO): bitter taste receptor activity; G protein-coupled receptor activity
Source: RefSeq, a predicted model, not a curated record